CUUUCCGAGAAAUCAAGGAACACUUACGACUGAGUCGGUGUAAAUGGCGGCAGGAGGACCCGUUUAAGACUUAGCCAAAAUUCGCAAGGUGAGGCAAAAUCACUGAAACAGCACGCUUUAUCUUUCCGUGAAGGUAAAAUAAUGUUUUUCCCAGUGGAUGACAACAGAACCUGAAAGGAGAUGUAACUUUAGUCAAACGUACUGUUUCCAAAAUGAAAGGUCACAUCCCAGGUAAAAUAAUAAACAUUAAUUUCCCAAUCUCACAGUUUGGCUUGAAGUCGAGUCGAACGUAACAAAACGUUCUUGCCAGAAAGCAAUCAGGAAAUCUUGUCAACUAACUUUGGAAAAGAUCGGCUGCCUUGGCAUUUUCAGAGACUUUCAAUAGCUCUUGCCCCUUCUCUUUGCGUAAGAGAAAGCUUAUACUAAUAUUAGGCAUUCCGAGAAAUCAUCGAUAGUAGUGUCUUAAAGCCUGUAUGAAGUCGAUACUACGAGUGAACUUGUCUGAUUUAUGAAGUGAGGGAAAGCGGCCUUGCAAUUCAAAACGUCAAGAACUGAACAAAGUGGGUCUGAAAAGAAGCUUGUUUCCUUGAUUGCUUCUAUGAAUGCAUAUAUUCCACGAAGAAAUUUAAAACUAAAGGACUCCUGAAGUAAACAUUGCUCGCUUCAUAUCUUCCUUUGUGAAUAGGUUUGUUUCUAAUUAUGAUCUAGCGCCGUUUGUAGAUAAAUAUGUAUCUAUUGGUGGUGUACUAUAAUUUUCUCGCUUCAUAAUUCUUAACUGUGGCAUAUAUAUGAAUGUCAUAAACGAUGGCGAAGCAGUUGGGGUGUAUCAUUUCUAAAGAGUCUGCAAAUACAUUUAACUGCGUAUGAAGUAACUACAUGCAAGGUUUUGUAAAUAAGUAGGUACAAGUGCAUUUAAUUAAAAAAAAAAAGGUUAAUGUUGUUUUACGUUACUCUCAUUUGCAACUCCUUUUUGUCAAAAUGGGUGAAAAUGGUAUAUAAUAACUAAUGAAAGAUUGAUCUAUUUGCCGGCCAGUAAUCGUCAAUUAAGAAUCGAAUUGACCUAUCAGAGUAUCGGCGGGACCGAAAUGAUCUUUUGUUGUCAAGAAACUAGCUCUCGCAUUUGUCUUCAGCUCGCUCAAGUAGAAGUUUAGUAAACUGUAUUCAUCUUUCCUUGGUAUUUGAAAAGAGAACCAUUUUAUUUGAAAUGAGUUCGAGGGAUCGUAAUGACAACUUCUCAGCAAGAAAAACUCGCUAAAAUAGCGGCCAUGUGAAUACGCUUAUCGUACAGUUUGUGAAGAUUGACUACUUUUUGAAAGAGGUGCUCUAUAUCGACAUGUGAUGUCCCUUUAUUUGUAAAAAUACACACAAACAAUGCAUUUUGCGACACGCACAGGAGUUGCUCAAUGUUUCGUUUUGUAAUUAGCUAAAGUAAAGAAUUCUAGCUACCUUUGGAUUGGAGUACGAAUUUUCUGUUCUGGCCAGGCGCAUUAGUCUUGGAGAUCGAACAUCUUGAUUACCACAUGACGUGACGCGUCAAGUGGAAGUGACGCGUAGCAGGAAUUCUUCUUUACGUCUUGGCACUGUUUUAGAUUUCAAAACUGAGUUCGUGUUCGAUGCGGGAACAUGCGCAGUGUAAGAAUAAAUGGAAUCAACGAACUUCCGUGUCGAGGAAAUGUAAAGAUUCAACAACGCUUUUCGGUAAACUGUACGAUUUCAUUGGCUUUCAUACACCCUCUUGAAAUGUGCAACUGGCAUAGUGUGAUUUCAUUGGCUUCACUGGAAAAUGACAUUGCUCGUGAAACUGCACAAACGUCAACAUUGUCGAUUUUUGGGAUGUUUAUUGUAUUCGAAGGAGACUUCCCUUUCAGGAUAUCUUGUGUUAGAAGCUGAAACACUGACAAAGCUUGCAUGCUUGACCACCAUAGAAGCGUUCUGGUGUGAAAAAGAGACGAGUAAUAAAGUAGUCAAUCUGCGCAAUCUGCACAAUCUGCAAUCUGCAAGAUCUGCGUUUUAACAUAAACGCUAAAAUAGUGGAUAUUUCUAGAAGCAAUCGCUAGCCAUUCAGAUUGCUGGCCUCAUAACUGCGUGCAUGCGGUUCUACGGCCGCCCGUCGCUCCUUAACGGUAAUUUUGCUGUUUUGAUAUUUAUGAUCAAGUUACUUUCCCAACAUUUCCUGCAGGUCCAUUAUGUGGUCAAUCAUCUUGUUGUUGUUUUCACUGCAAUGCUGCUGGGCAGCGGAAUGUUCGCGUCAAAAUGGUCCAGAAUGGGGAAACGAUUGCAGAAAAAGCUGGCCUCCUGGCGAGUACGAGUGGUCGACUUGUCUUAAUACUACAUACAUGAAACAACAAUCCGGCUACAAAGUUUCUUGUUAUUAUACCCGAGCAAAGUAUUGCUGGAUGCCCUGUUCGUUCAUAAAGAAGUACUUUAAACAUCCCAUCCUGAUGCCACUUCCCGAAGACUGUUCUUGUGACCCUGACGCGAUACCUACGAGGUCGCCAAGUCUGCCUUCGGAUUGUUAUAGUCCAUCAGGUCACUCUUGCGACUGGUAUCGUAAUUGUUUGGAAAAGAGCCAUCCUUGCGAAGCCACAACCAACGCCUACGCACUUAAGUACGCGGAAAAAUUUUGCAGGUUGUAUGACGAUCAGAAAUCCACGUUCAGUCAGCUGGGACAACAAUGGAUUGACGCUGUUCGCAAAUGUCUCCAGGUAGCUCUCGUCCAAUUACUAUACCCAUGGAGUAAGUCGUCGUGUCGUGAUAUUCGAGACAGGGCGUUUGAUUCUCACAUUCCAUGUUACCUAAAUCCUGGCAAAGAUACGCCGUCGGUAUGCGAUCUCGACUGCGCUGAAUACUUCAAGAUCUUUUUUACCAUAAAGGGGUCCUUCACGGAGUUGAGUACGGCUUGGAGGUCUAUGGAAGGGUAGGUAGGUAGGUAGGUAGAUUUUUUAUUUAAAACUCGGUAAAAUCUUCAGUAAUAAUAGAGUAAAAAUCUAAUCACAAUUAAUUAGACUAAAAACUAUCGACAUACUGUUUUACAAGACUGCCGAGUGAGAGUCCGACGACUCAAAUACAUGUUUGAUUUGCUCUUUAAAUUUCCUGACUGAUUUAGUUUCUCUCACAUUUUCGGGUAAAGAGUUCCACAACAAAGCACCGCUGUAACUGAAACUUCGUUUCAAGUAGUUAGUACGCGGCCUGGGCAACGUCAAUUUAUGAAAGGAAUUGCGCAAAUCAUAGUCUGUGCUUCGUUCGUGAAAUAGGUUCUGCAAGUACACUGGAGCUUGUUCAUUUAGAGAUUUAAACAUCAUUAUUGCUUUAUGCUUCUUUCUCCUUAUAACUAAUUUGUCCCAUUUGAGUAUAUCAAGAAGCAGGCUCGAGCUAGUCCCAUAGUUGGCCUUUAAAAUUACUCUAGCUGCACGGUUCUGUAACUUUUGUAAUUUGUCACUCAGUUGAUCACUUAAGCCAUCCCAAACAAGGCUACAGUAAUCAAAGUGAGGUUGAAUUAAGGAGUUAUAGACUAGUACCGCAGUAGAUUGGGAGAUAAGGGGCCUAAUACGUCUAAGGGCACCUAUAGCCGAAGUUACCUUCUUACACAAUUCGUUAACAUGAUUAGACCAGGAAAGCCGAUUGUCAAUAAUGAGACCUAAUGAUUUUGCGUGAUCAACAUUGCUGAUAACUUGGUCUUCUAGUUUGAUGUUUAUUUCGUUAUGGCUUUCCGCGAGAAGCUUCUGGCGAGAGCCAAUAACCAUAAACUCGGUUUUCGCAACAUUAAGACUAAGCUUAUUGGCUUUUAGCCAACAGUGAAGGUUCAGUAGUUCUAAGUUAGUCUCUUGUUCAAGGUCAGCUAGAGAGGAACCAGAAAUGGUAAUAGUUGUAUCAUCUGCGAACAUUUUAGCGCAUGCUGAAUUAAGGCAGUUUGGAAGAUCGUUUAUAUAGAUUAAGAAGAACAAAGGACCGAGAAUACUACCCUGUGGGACUCCGCAUCUUAGUUCGCUUGCACUGGACAAUACGCCAUUAACAUAACAUUUCUGGCUCCUGUUACCUAGGUAGGAGGCAAAGAAUCGUAGGGAACCCAGAUCAAGUCCAUAGUUUGGGAUGUGGCACAUUGGAACCAAAUGCGCUGCCCGCAAGUGCCUCACAGCAGGAUUUCGCCCCGUCAUUAAGGGAGGUGGAAUCGUCAAAGAGGAGUUUAUCAGAGUUGGGCAGAUAUUUGUGAAGAUUUUCAAGUCGAAACGCAAAAGGCGCUCGUCCGAUUUUCCUUUGGAGGGCGAUGCCAAGUAUCAAUUUGCUGAUAGGGUGGGUUCAGCUAUUGCGAAGGCCAUGAAUUGGGAUACAGAAAUCGUGGACUGGCUAGCGUAUCCUGAAACUCUUCGAGGGACAGAUAACCCUGUCGUAGAGGAUACCCAAGAAAUUACUAUCGUUCUGGCGGACAAAAAGGCCAUUAACAUGACAAAAACGCCCAAGCCUUCUGUGGAUUUCAAUGGCGCUUUUAAUGCACUUGCAUCGGUGAUAGAAACCGGAAAGCUGCCUCUGCAUGUCAAUGACUACAAAGUCUGGGUCAAAUCACUGGCUUCGUGCUCUGAUAAAUCGUGCAAUGAAACCCAGACGGUGGCAAUUUCUGACAAACCCCCCAAAUGGAUCGCCCAUGCUGGAACGACCUCCAUUGGUAAUUUUUCUUUUUUUGAAUGCUUUUCGAUCUGGUUCAUAUUGGGCCACAAUUUGAUCUUCUGAUUGAGUAGCGUUUGGCGCCAAGCAAAUCAAAUCAACCAAAUUACGUUACCGUAUUUUCCCCAUCGUGUAAUGAGUAAUCACUGUAUCGUAAUAGUAACAGAACUUUUCGAAAAAAUGCACUGGUCAGUUCCAAGCUUUAUAAACCUUUAUGUCACCUCUUGUCUUGUGACUCGAGGAGAUCAACGCUUAGACGGAAACUUGAUAGAGGUCCAAGGCAAAAGGUGAAUUUUCACUGUUUUCACGUAGUGCACUUGAUUUUAUUGUCUUUACAUAAGAAAAUAAUCAAUAAAAUAGAUCUUUGAAGCGGAUUUCGAUUGGCUGUCGAAAAAAAUUUUUCAAUGCUGAUGUAUUUUCUCGCGUUAAGGAAUGCACGUUGCUUCAGUGCUUUGCGUACGGAUGUGUUGUUAUUUGUCGCGUGAGUUAUUUUGACAGUGUGCGUGAUUAUUUGUUAUCAGGUAUAUAAGGUGUUCUUUACAGAUUCAAGGUCACUUGACGGCAUCUCUCGCUACCGUUCUGUAAAUUUUCUUGUAUUUGUUAUCUUUUUUGUUAUUAUAUUUAAUCUUUCAGAAAGGUUAUUACCAGAUUGUACAUUAUUGACAUUAUUGUUAGCUUACGUCUUCGUUAGCUGUUGUUUGUAGUAUGUUUAUU
Porites lobata is the source of this 5373-nucleotide messenger RNA. Lineage: Eukaryota; Metazoa; Cnidaria; Anthozoa; Scleractinia; Poritidae. The record is from the annotation of a GenBank genome assembly.